CUUGCCAUAUUUAAGUUACAUGGCGGGAGUAGCUGUCGCUGGUGUGUGCGCUGAUUCCAUCAGAACUAGGACAAAAGUAUCUGUUACUACCAUUAGAAAGGUCUUUCUAAUUGCAAGUUGCACUGGGAUUGCAGUAUUUAUUCUGGUACCCGGGUAUUUGACAUGCGAAUACAAAUAUGGCGUCAUAGCCUGUUUAUGUUUAUGCACUAUUUUCGAAGCCAUUGGUGUUACAGGAGGCUUCGUUCCUAAUAUUAUAGACAUAGCACCAAGGUAUUCGUCCAUUAUUUUUGGUAUAUCAAACACCUUAGCAACCAUUCCUGGUAUAGUUGCUCCAAUUGCAGUAGGAGAAAUUACUAAAACUGGUACAAAUGAAGAAUGGAGACUAGUAUUCUUUAUAACCGCCGGAAUAUCUCUGUUCGCUGCCGUACUGUAUGGCAUUUUUGCUGAUAGUGAACUUGCUCCCUGGGCACAAGGCAAAGAGGAUCCAAUUGAAAUGGAAGUUCAAGUUUCAAAUAAACACGUACAACAAGGAUUAGCAACAGUGAACGAAAGUUGUGAACUUUAAACCUGAAAGGAGUGAUAAAAAUAUUCAUCGUAAUUUAUGGAAUGCAAGAACCAAACCUUUUCCCGAAUUAUUUUUCUGUAUAAACAUGUACAAAAGUUAAAUAUAAUUCAAAUAAAAUCGAUAAAUUUCUA
This is a messenger RNA of Mercenaria mercenaria, 696 nucleotides long. RefSeq names its product sialin-like. Gene Ontology annotation, molecular function: transmembrane transporter activity. The record is from RefSeq and is a predicted model, not a curated record. The transcript is spliced from 4 exons. Bases 20 to 565 code for a protein of 181 amino acids. Gene Ontology annotation, biological process: monoatomic anion transport. Lineage: Eukaryota; Metazoa; Mollusca; Bivalvia; Venerida; Veneridae.